Colletotrichum chrysophilum is the source of this 2130-nucleotide messenger RNA. RefSeq lists its product as uncharacterized. Gene Ontology annotation, biological process: DNA-templated transcription. Bases 1 to 2130 code for a protein of 709 amino acids. NCBI's taxonomy places the organism in Eukaryota, Fungi, Ascomycota, Sordariomycetes, Glomerellales, Glomerellaceae. Gene Ontology annotation, molecular function: DNA binding; zinc ion binding. The transcript is spliced from 5 exons. The record is from RefSeq and is a predicted model, not a curated record.
AUGGAGCGUUUGCUUGCCCACUACACCGGCCAGAGUAGACUCGAUGCUGAGACAUUAAAGACCUUGGCCGACUCCGUAGAGAAAGGACGAACCGGCCCGGAAGCCCCGGGACCGCAACCAGACCCGGACGCCACCAUGGACCCGGACGUCGGCGCCGAGGUUGAGGUGAAGUCGCAGAGUUCCGAUUCGUUCCAGGUCGAUGAGAUUACCGUGCAGCCAUUGGAGAAUAACAUCACCCACUACUCCGGCGAGUUCUCACACUGGAACUUUUCCAUGCGGAUAAAGCAGUGGAUAGAGCAGUGUGUAAAUGAUACCCCCGAUGGUCCCAAGACACAGUUCAAGGAGUACUACCGCCCCGAGGAGCUGCAGUCAACAUCCAACACUGUUGCUUCGCUCUCAUCACUUCCCCCGCGCUACGUGGCUGACUUCCUCGUCCACGCGUUCUUCAACCAUGCCGAGACCAGCUACUUCUAUGUUGAGCGGCACUGGUUGCAAGAGAAGUUGGAUGUCGUGUAUGAGAACCCGGGAUCCCUCACACGUCGAGAUGUCGGGACCAUGUGCAUCAUCCUGAUCGUCUUCGCCAUCGGCACGCAAUAUGCGUAUCUCGACUCGCGUGAUGAGAGGGGCAGGGUGCCGACUGCCCCUGCCGAGUCGAGCCCGUUCUCCGAGGACACCAUUGGCAUCAUGUUCUACCAGCAGGCCUGUAGGCUUGUGCCAGACGUCAUCACGAUAUCCAGCCUGGAGAGUGUGCAAGCUUGCCUGCUCAUCGGCCUCUACACCCUCCCUCUUGAUGCAUCCGGACUGUCAUACGUGUACCUCAAUCUUGCCGUGAAGCUUGCCAUACAGAACGGCAUGCACCGCAAGUAUCCAGGAGACCUCAUUGACCCCGUCAUCCGCGAGACGAGGAACCGCGUGUGGUGGACGGCCUACACAACAGAGAAGCGCAUCGGCAUAUUCCACGGCCGACCACUCUCCAUUGCUGCCGCAGAUGUCGAUGCCGAGAUGCCAGUCGACCGCCCAAACAUCUGGGCCGGCUCACCACCACCAAACACCGCACACAUGCUAGCCACCCUCCAGCUAAACCAAGCAUUAAGCCGGAUCAACCAUCAGAUCUCCCUCUUCAAGACCUUUGAAAAGCACGAAAUCCCAGACGGCAUAACCAAACUAGUCGAGAUGAAGGCGCAGCUGCACACCUGGUGGAACAACCUCCCAGAAACCACCUUCUGCAAAGACCCGAGCCCCGGAUCUGCCGUCUUCCGCCCCGACAUGCAUCUCCGCCUCGAAUACUGCCUCGUCCGCAUGUUCGCCGGCCGCCCCUUCAUCUUCCCCCGCGAAUCCACCCGCAGCACCGCCUCCUCCUCCGGCUCGCCCGCCGACUCUGCCGUGCCCCCGCGCACCGGCUCCGCCGCCGCCGCCGCCGGCAAAGCCCACCCGCGCUCCGUCCUCGUUGCGGACUGCGUCGACGCCGCCCUCUGCGUCGUCGAAACCUGCCGCCUCCUCCGCAACAGCAUCGGCCUCGCCCGCGCCUCCUACACCGAGUUCUCCUCCUGCCGCGCCGCCCUCCUCGUCAUCAUUACGCAGUGCCUCCAGAAGAAGACCGACCGCCUGCGCGAGGCCCUCCGCGACGGCCUCGCCAUGCUCAAGGAGAUGUCCACCGGCGGCGAGUCCGCAAAGUCAGAGAUGUCCCUCAUCGAGGCCUUCGAGCGCGCCAUCUCCCGCCUCGACGCCAACGACGACGCCGCGUCGAGCUCCGCCAAGGAGUCCGACUACGCGCGCUUCAAGAAGUGGGAGAUGCUGUGGAAGACGGACACGCCUGCGCACGACGCACGCAGCGAGCGGAGCCACGAUGCCGGGCUGCCGAUCCCGCCGCACCCCGCGGCGUUCUGGCGGACCGGCGGCGGCCACGGGCAUGGUGGUGGUAGCGGCGGCAGCGGCGGUCAUGUGGCGCCUGGGACCGGGAGGCAGGGGACGGCGUCACUACCGCCGGCGAUGCCUUUCUUUGGUCUCGACGGGAGCUUGUCGCCGAUGCCGCCGGCGCUGGAUGAGUUUUCAGCCAUGUUUGGGAAUGGGUACGUGCCGGGGUUUGAAGGCAUGGGUGGGAGCGUGAACGGGAACUGGAUGGGUUUGUAA